Austrofundulus limnaeus is the source of this 2358-nucleotide messenger RNA. It is a transcript of the gene haus3, whose product is annotated as HAUS augmin-like complex, subunit 3. Bases 132 to 2090 code for a protein of 652 amino acids. Gene Ontology annotation, biological process: microtubule organizing center organization; spindle assembly. The transcript is spliced from 6 exons. Gene Ontology annotation, cellular component: HAUS complex; microtubule organizing center; mitotic spindle. The record is from RefSeq and is a predicted model, not a curated record. Lineage: Eukaryota; Metazoa; Chordata; Actinopteri; Cyprinodontiformes; Rivulidae.
CAUCGUCUCUGGCCGCCUGCGUGAUUACGCACAUUCAUUUUGGACGCUGGGCGGGAGAAGUUAUCCGGGUGUGCUGGAAAACUGCGAGCAUUUUAAAAGAAAAACUCGAAAAGGGAACAAACAGGUGAAACAUGUUAAAUGGUGCCCAUUUUGUGGAGACCCUGGGUCGUCUGGGUUAUCCCGGUGCGUCUUCGCUGAAGGGCUCUGAGUUUGAUUGGCUGUUUGACUCUGCCCCGGAGAACCUUCAUUUCUUGCGCUUUGUCUGUCGCACCCUCAACCGGAGCAACGUUCUUAGCACAGAGGAGGCGGCUGCCUUUCAGGAGCUACGGAAGUCUGGCAAGCCAAUUCUGGACGAAGCAGCAUUGGGCGAGGUCCUUAAAACCAUCGGACCGUCAGAUGGGAGCAACGCAAACGUCUCAGGGCCCUUUUCUUCUUCAUCCUCCGGGUUUGCACAGGAAGAUGACUUGGCCAUAGAGGACCUGGAGGCCGAAGUCCAGGCGCUGAGUAAGGAGAAAGAAUUGAAGCAACGGCGCUACAACAAGUUGCAGGUUGUGGCCACGUCCCUUGCCGACGUUGACCUGCAGUUCACUGUAGAGCUGGACAGUGAGGCGCGCAAGCUGAAGGAAGCCGGUGCUUUGAUCGGAGCUGAGAAUGCUGACACCAACACAAUGCUACAAGACCUAACCAGUAAGGUGAGCAGACUGGCCUCUUAUCUCCCUCAGCCAGAAACCAAGCAGGAAAAAAACUCUGUCGCCCAGUCAAACACCCAAAAGCCUGCUGUCCUCCUCUCUCAGCUCACGUUGGAUCCUUACCUGAAUCAGGAGGAGCUCAACACCAAAACUCUAGCUGCCUUCACACAAAAGCAUUUUUUUCAGGGUAUUUCUGACAUUGUUGACACGUCUUGCUCUGAGCACUUCAGGGUCCUUGACCUCAGCUCUUGUGAUGAUGGAGUAGAUGAAGCUGAGGGUAAGAGGAGAGAGGGCGUGAAUUGUGGUGUUGAGCGCAAGAGGACAGAGAUGGGUAGACUUCAGUGGGCACAUGUUGUGGCUCAGCAUCAGCUGAUGCAAGCUAUGGCAGAGGAGGAGAGCUUUAAAGCUGGAUUAGACUGGCUCUCUGAAAAGGCUUGUCAUACUAAGAGCAUUUCCACUUCCUCCUUGCUGCACGUACGGGAAGUUGUGUCCAGAAAAGAGCUGCAGGCUGUGGAGGCUGAACUAGAAGCUCUGCUCMAUGGACCGGUCCCGGCUGCACUUAGAGAGUCAGCCAGGCUGCUUAACGUUCCCGUCGUCAGAGGGGACCUGGAGCUGCAACUCGCCAGGCAGAACUACUACACAUCCAGGCAGGACCAGGUCCGUGACUACUUACUCCGUCAAAAAGCCUCCUUUGAUCUGAUCCUUCUGGCUCAGGAGAUGGAGCUGAGAAGGUGGCAGACAUGUCAGAAGCAGCUGAGUGGAAUCGAGGACAGACUGGUGAAGGAAGGCAAAGCAGCAUCUUUAAGGUUCGAGUCUCUUUCACAGCCGGACCUGGCAAUAAACCCGAGACCCAAUCCCAUCAUCAGCAGCAAGGAUGCUGCUUUCAGCAGACUGCUCCAGAUGCUCGAGCAGGAUUCAGGCCACAGCCGGCUGGAACCUUUUCGAACCUACGAAGCUUUGGACCAGGCAGCUCGCAAUCUUGUGACCAACCUCCAGCUGGCCCGAGACUCUCUGGCCGGAGCGCGCCGUGAGCAGCACUACACUGUGGCCCGUCUUUGCGGGGACUGCGAGGCACUCCACAGGGCCUCGUACACAGAUCUCCAGCAGCUGGUCUUGGGGCCACAGGUAUGUCCAACAUCCAGUACUGACCAGGAGCUCCUUUGCCCCAAUGCACAGGAGCUGACGCAGAAGCUCGUGGAAGCUGAGUCUCAGAUGCAGAAUCUGCAACAGGUGAUGCACGAAAUCCUGGCAGAUGUCAAAGCCAAACGAUUCGAGCUGGACCGUAACGCCCUUCUGAGACGGCAGAGGGAACUCUACAUCUUCUUCCACCUGGAUGCUCGGCUGCUGCAGAAAACAGUGGAAGAUCUGGAGAGGAAGACGGCGAACCGAGGGCAGCAGUGAGGCCUAACAACGAGGAGUCCAAGGAGCUCUGACAACCUCUCACUCUUACUUUCACGCCUGUUCUGAUAACAUUUGUUCUGUAUUUGACGUUAAAUGCGAUUAAGUUUUUCUUAAGUUAGAAAUGAACUCGGCUGACUGUGAUUUAUGGAAUUGGGAAAGUGAAAUGUGGAGUUUGAUUAUUUUGUACAGAAGUUCUUAAUGUUUGUUUUCUGAAGUUUGAAGAUAAAUUGUUCACUUGUCUGAUAAAUAAAAUAAAGUUCAAAGUUCA